AUGCAAGUGACAAAGAAGCGGUUCUUUAUACCGAAAGAACCAUCCCCUCCAAACAGGUCUGAAGGAACAGGCAGCCAACAAUCGCCUCCCUCACCACCAUCCUCUUCACUACCAACUAGUUCCCUUUUCAUUAGUGAUGAAGAAGAUGAUGAUGAAGAUGAACAAAAUAAAUCUGCAUCCCCAGAUAUAGCCAUUAUAGAACAACCACAAAUUUCAGCUAAUGAAUUUAAUCAACUGUUGAUAUCCACAGUGGGAGAUAUAUCACCAAUUAUACUUUCGUAUUUAUAUGAUAAAUUCAGUCAUUUCCCAAAUGCCGUUAAAUUGGCAACAAAGGAAAUUUUAACGUGUCCUCCUGAUAUAGAUGAAUUAUUACAACAAGAGGAUAACAAGACGCGUCUUCCACCGUCCACCCAGACGCAACAAGUAAUCCCUGCGUCACAGCAAACCAAGAAACCAUCAUCUUUCAAGAAGAGACCCAUGAGCCAAGAUAUAUCAACACAACUUCAAUCCUUAGAGAAGAGAAUGCAUCUUGCUUCACAAGCAAUCAAAGAGGAAAUCGAACAAAACUCAUGGAAGAAAUACAUCGGAACGAUAGACGUUCAGGCAUGGGCGACAAGACCAAUAUUCCGUCCCUUGCAAUAUGCCCAAAAAUUACAUGUUAAACGAUUAAUACCGAGAAAUUCAACUAUGCAAAAAAGUUCAAUUAUUAGAUUAUGCACUCAAGAUGAACAACAACGGGAGAUUGGAAGAUUACCGGAAGAGCUAACUAGGGUAUUAUCUCCGUUGAUUGAUUUAAAUAUUGCUGAAUUUGAAACAACUAUUUUGGAAGAGACGAAGAAACGGUUGAGUAUAGGUGAUUCAUUUUUUAUUCAGAUUGAUGUAUUUUUGAAAAAUACUGGAUUUGUUAAGAAUCUUGACGCUAUAAAUGAAGAGGAAAGUAAUUUAAAUAACUUGAAAAGAAAGCAACAACAAACAACCAGGACAGGGUUUAAUUUCUCAGCUGAAACUGAUGGAGAAGCGGCUUUGAGACUUCGACAAUUUGCACUUUCUAAUUUAUUUGAAAGAUUGAGGAUUCAUCCCCUUAGAAUCACCAAUGAUGAUAAUGAGGUUGCAGAAGAAGAUGAACAAAUAAGCUCACAAGAUCCAAUAGAUCUCGAUUCAGAUGGAGAAGAGGAUUCCGACGAGCCAGAACAACAACUUAAUCUUGAUCAACUUCGUGAAUUUUAUCAAGAGAAUAAUCAAUCCAAAUUGUUAGAUAAUUUACCUGAAACAACAAACCCUCCAAAAGAGAAUUUCAAUCUCAAUUUACGACCAUAUCAAAAACACGGAUUAUCAUGGAUGUUAACUCGAGAGAAUGAAAUUAAUGUAUUGGAUAAGUUAUCUAAUGAAAAACAAGAAGAUGGUCAACAACUUGGAUUGUCUACUCAAGGUAGACGAAAUAUUCAAGAGAAUGAAUCAGGGACUAUGAAUCCUCUUUGGAGGAGAUAUAAAUGGCCAAGGGAUAGAUCUUUUGGGAAUGAUUCUAGUACAACCUCGACUCCCACUCAAGGUAAUUCGCAAGAUAAUAAUAAGUAUUUCUAUGCGAAUAUGUAUAAUGGAGAGCUUUCUAUUGAGAAACCAAUUAUUAAGAAUAGUUUACGAGGUGGGAUUUUGGCUGAUGAAAUGGGAUUAGGAAAGACUAUUUCUACUCUAGCUUUAGUCAAUUCGGUUCCAUAUGAUGUUGAUGCUGAGAUUGGAAUAACCAAGGGUAAGAAACCAUAUGCGCCAAGAACAACUUUGAUAGUUGUGCCGAUGUCACUUUUAUCCCAAUGGAAACAAGAAUUUGAAACCAGUAAUAAUAAUAAGAAUCAUGUAUGUCGAGUAUAUUAUGGAGAUGAAAUUGAAUCAAAUUUGACAUUUUCAUUAUGUAAUCAUAAUAAUGAAAAAAUUCCCGUGAUCAUGUUGACUACUUAUGGAACAAUCUUGAAUGAAUUCACGCGAAUUUCAAAAGGAAGAGAUUCACAAGGUAAUCUUCCCCAAAUUGGAUUAUAUUCCGUUAAAUUCUUUAGAAUUAUUCUUGAUGAAGGACACAAUAUCCGGAAUCGAAAUACCAAAACCGCCAAAUCGGUAUAUGAACUCGAUCUGGACCGGAAAUGGAUUCUUACCGGUACACCUAUUGUUAAUCGAUUAGAUGAUUUAUAUUCAUUAGCUAAGUUUUUACAAUUGGAUCCAUGGGGUAAUUUCUCAUAUUGGAAGACAUUUGUAACUUUACCAUUUGAACAAAAGAAGAUUUUCCAGACAUUGGAUGUGAUUAAAUCGAUUCUUGAACCGAUUUUUUUAAGAAGGACAAAAGAUAUGAAGGGGAAAGAUGGGAAACCAUUAGUUGAAUUACCUGAGAAAGAGGUUGUGAUUGAGGAGAUUAAGUUUAAUGAACAAGAGGAGAAAUUGUAUUCCUGGUUUAAACAACGGGCUCAUUCUUCGUUUGCAGAGGGGAUUAAGUCGGGACAAUUGUUGAGACAAUAUACCCAGAUCUUAACUCAUAUUUUAAGGUUGAGACAAGUAUGUUGUCACAUGGAUUUAAUUGGCGGUGCACAUGAGAUGGAUGAUGAAGUGAUUGAUAUGGAGCAAGAUGAAGAAAUGAAACUGUUUCUAAAAGGGAUUAAAGAACAACAGCAACAACAACACAAGUUUGAAAAUGAUACUGAGGUGAAGAAGAUAAUGUAUGGUUUAUAUCCAAAAGUAAACACGACCGAUUCAGAAUGUUCGAUAUGUACCACUACUCCAAUUCCAAUUGGAGAAAUGACAAUCACCCCCUGUGGACAUUCAUAUUGUCUUUCAUGUUUAUUAGAACAUUUAGAUUUCAAUGACGGGAAAGCGGAAAAGAAAUGUCCUAAUUGUCGAGAACCAAUCUCCAAAUAUAAACUCUUUCGUAUCCGUCAUCAACCCACCACAUCCAAUGAAAUCCGAUUUCAUACCCAAAAGGAAACUGAAUCCCAACAACAGUAUGAUUUCCAAUUAUAUCUCCAUGAUCCAAAUCGAUCAUCAUCGAAAAUCCAAGCCUUGAUUCGUCAUUUACAUCUCAUCAAAACCCAAUCACCAAAUCUGAAAUGUAUUGUAUUUUCCCAAUUCUCGUCAUAUUUAGACCUAAUCCAAACUGAACUCAAACUACAAACCAAUGAUGAGUUCAUUGUAUAUAAAUUCGAUGGGAGGUUAAAUAUUCAAGAUCGUCAGAAAUUGUUAACGAAUUUUAAUGCUGAAAUAACGAAUGGAAAAGUAGUUGUGUUGUUAUUGUCGUUAAAAGCCGGUGGGGUGGGGUUGAAUUUAACAACGGCAAAUAGGGCGUUUAUGAUGGAUCCAUGGUGGAGUCCAAGUAUUGAAGAGCAGGCGAUUGAUAGAAUACAUCGAAUUGGUCAGAACGAGACGGUGAAAGUGGUGAGGUUUAUUAUGGAAAAUAGUAUUGAGACGAAGAUGUUGAAGAUUCAGGAGAGGAAGAAAAAGAUGGGAGAAGCUGUGGGAGCGGAAGAAGAGGAGAGACGAAAGAGACGGAUUGAGGAGAUUCAAAUACUUUUCGAAGAGUAG
Hemisphaericaspora subhashii is the source of this 3558-nucleotide messenger RNA. RefSeq names its product DNA helicase. The coding region runs from base 1 to 3558 and encodes 1185 amino acids. NCBI's taxonomy places the organism in Eukaryota, Fungi, Ascomycota, Pichiomycetes, Serinales, Debaryomycetaceae. The transcript has a single exon. Gene Ontology annotation, molecular function: hydrolase activity, acting on acid anhydrides, in phosphorus-containing anhydrides; ATP-dependent chromatin remodeler activity; nucleic acid binding. The record is from RefSeq and is a predicted model, not a curated record.